AAUUCUGCAAGUGGUUCUGAUUUACUAUCAGUGUCCUCUAGCCGGUCUAAAACCGCUUUUGAUCUAAAGGGACGCUUUUUGGACGUUUCUCAGUUUCCAGGCAGAGCGAACGAUACAAAUGCAGGCAGGGCACAGGACAAAGCACUCGGGACAAAAUGUAUGUGAAAUGGUUUGAUACAGUAAUAUACUAAGAGAUUAUUUUAAAAUUUUUUAAUUUCCCGCCAGUUCCAUCCCCCGUACGUUCCGUAUGUCCCGACGCUUGCAGGGAACGGAACCCGGAAGAUGGAUGCCGGCAUCGGCCGGAGGAGAUGCCCGUGGACGCUGCAGGGGGAACAU
Staurois parvus is the source of this 336-nucleotide messenger RNA. Lineage: Eukaryota; Metazoa; Chordata; Amphibia; Anura; Ranidae. The record is from the annotation of a GenBank genome assembly.